Messenger RNA from Eutrema salsugineum, 813 nucleotides. RefSeq lists its product as uncharacterized. The record is from RefSeq and is a predicted model, not a curated record. Bases 1 to 813 code for a protein of 270 amino acids. The transcript has a single exon. NCBI's taxonomy places the organism in Eukaryota, Viridiplantae, Streptophyta, Magnoliopsida, Brassicales, Brassicaceae.
AUGAAGAGAACAAGAGACGACCCUUCUCACUUUCUCCAUCAAUCCUCCCUUUACGAUGAGGAUGAUGAUGAUUCUUACUCUUCGGAAUCUGGAGAGUUUCAGGCGCUUUCGCCGCCGCCGCAGAGGAAGCACUUUUGUGUGAUCUGCGACAAACAGUUUAGCUCCGGUAAGGCUUACGGUGGCCAUGUGAGAAUCCACUCGAGCGACUACAACAACAAAGGAAAGACAAAGAAGAUGAAGAUGAAGAAGAAGAGAAAGAUUGGCAUGGUGAAGAAGGAGAAGGAGAAGGAGAAAGAGUUAGAUCUGGUUAGGGCUGACGUGGAAGGUAAGAUUAGGUGUUGUCUUUGUGGCAAAGAGUUUCAAACAAUGCACUCUUUGUUUGGACAUAUGAGGAGACAUCCUGAUCGGAGCUGGAAAGGGAUACGACCUCCUCCUCCACCGGAGAACUUCAAGCUCAGCUUUUUGGAUGAUGGUGAUGAUGAUGAUCAAGAUGAUGAUGGGAUGAGUAGAUCCAUGUCGAUGAGUGAUGUAACUGAGGAUGUUCAAAACGCUGCUUGUUGUCUAAUGAUGCUGCAUUGCGCCGCGAUGAGGAUUUUAGACAUGGAAACCCCAAACUCGGAGGUAAGAAGUUCAAGUCGUUACAAUGGAGAAGAACAUGGAAAGAGAGAUGGUGAAAUCGAUGAUAAAGGUUUGGUUGUAGAUAUGAAGAUAAAGAUGGAGAAUAAUCCAAAAGAUGAUGAAGCUAAAGGAUCCUUAGGGUUUGAUUUGAAUCAGCCUUACCAUGAAGAUAAUCCUUAUUCGUAUUGGAACUAG